Molecule: messenger RNA, 1236 nt
Organism: Uncinocarpus reesii 1704
Lineage: Eukaryota; Fungi; Ascomycota; Eurotiomycetes; Onygenales; Onygenaceae
Exons: 1
Coding region: 1-1236 (411 amino acids)
Biological process (GO): DNA repair; DNA alkylation repair
Cellular component (GO): nucleus
Molecular function (GO): dioxygenase activity; ubiquitin binding
Source: RefSeq, a predicted model, not a curated record
AUGGACAAAUACCUCUCGACAAAACGCCCCAGGGCCUUAUCGACUCCUCCAGCCAACGCAGCCGAUGAAUGCAACGACCAGGAUGAGGAUGAUUCCACCGACGUCAAACUGGCAACGCUGGCAUCUCUGUUCCCGGAUAUCUCCCAGGAAAUUCUUUUGGACCUAUUAAUCGCGAAUGAUGGCUCGAUAUCCCUGACUUCGUCCUCAGUAAGGGCCGAACUCUCCCGAAAGAAAAUCAAGCGGUCAAUGACUGCGAACCUCGGCGUCCAAAGCUCCCUGGCUUCGUAUGGAAUGAUGGUAUCAGAAAACCUUUCUUCCCCGAAAAAUCUGACCAAGAAAGGGCAGACGCUUCAUCUCUUCUCUCCGGAAGACAUAUCAAAACAUACCUCCUGCACCAUUAUCCACAACUUUCUCCCCCCCGAGGAAGCAAUCUCUCUCCUCAAAGAGCUUCUCCAAGAAUCCGAAACAUUUUCUCGCCAACGUUUUCAGCUAUUCGAUAACGUCGUCGAGAGCCCACACACUGCAGGGUUCUAUGUCGCCAGUCGCGAAGAACAAGAACAGCAAAAAUCUGCAUAUUCAUACAACGGCAACUACCGAACCGAUGUGAGACAGCUAACUCCACAACUGCGCAAUAUUUCUACCAAAGUGCAAAAGGCUGUGAACGAGGAAAUCCAAAAGCGUAUUCGAGACCACUAUCCCAACGGAAAGAAGCUGCAAUAUCAAUCUCCGCUGGAGUGGGUUCCCAAUGCCGCCUUUGUCAACUGCUACGAUGGCCCAUCUGAAAGUGUCGGUUAUCAUUCCGACGAACUGACCUACCUCGGGCCCCGCGCCGUCAUUGGUAGUCUCAGCUUGGGAGUGGCAAGGGAAUUCCGUGUCCGCAAAAUCGUUCCUCCAGACGACGGAGACGCCAGCCAUUCGACCUCUACAGGGAGCGCUUCAGACGCUCCGUCAUUGCCAGAAAACUCCUUUUCACGUGCAGAUAUCCAAGGCCAAAUCUCCAUCCAUCUGCCUCACAAUUCUCUCCUAAUAAUGCAUGCUGAAACGCAAGAAGAGUGGAAGCAUAGCAUUGCCCCGGCACAAAGUAUUUCCCCGCACCCUGUUUCUGGAAACAAAAGAAUAAACGUCACAUAUCGCUGGUAUCGUGAAUCAUUGCAUCCGAAAAACACACCUCGUUGCAGGUGCGACAUCCCUUGUGUACUUCCGCUGUGUGCAACGGAAAAAAGAAACCCGGGGUAG